Aspergillus terreus NIH2624 is the source of this 324-nucleotide messenger RNA. RefSeq names its product mitochondrial 54S ribosomal protein mL60. Gene Ontology annotation, cellular component: mitochondrial large ribosomal subunit. NCBI's taxonomy places the organism in Eukaryota, Fungi, Ascomycota, Eurotiomycetes, Eurotiales, Aspergillaceae. The record is from RefSeq and is a predicted model, not a curated record. The coding region runs from base 1 to 324 and encodes 107 amino acids. The transcript is spliced from 3 exons. Gene Ontology annotation, molecular function: structural constituent of ribosome.
AUGUUCAAGCCAUCGUCGCCGCUCUUCAGCGGUCUUCUCUGGAAGAUCCCAUGGCGCAUCUCCCAGCCACAAAAGGCCCGUCAGAGAAAGCGUCUGCGGUCCGUUGACCGCGUCGUCGAUACCGUCAGCGCCGCCCUUUACCGAACCGGACAGUCCUCCAAAGCCGUCGAACGGUGGUACCGCGAAAUGCCCCGCGAAGAGGAGAUGCUUCCGAAAGACAAGUACACGCUUUUUGACAAGAAGGAAAAGACAUAUCGCAAGGGAAUUCACAAACUCCCCAAGUGGACACGAGUCAGCCAGCGCGUGAACCCCCCCGGUUUCUAA